Molecule: messenger RNA, 3126 nt
Organism: Syngnathus acus (greater pipefish)
Lineage: Eukaryota; Metazoa; Chordata; Actinopteri; Syngnathiformes; Syngnathidae
Gene: aasdh
Product: aminoadipate-semialdehyde dehydrogenase
Exons: 11
Coding region: 30-3086 (1018 amino acids)
Biological process (GO): amino acid activation for nonribosomal peptide biosynthetic process
Molecular function (GO): protein binding
Source: RefSeq, a predicted model, not a curated record
UUGAAUAUUUUGUUGUGGGGAGCGGUAACAUGGAGACUUGCGUAACUCUGCAGGGGCUCGUAGCCACCGCCGCUUCGGAUCAUUCCGAGCGGGUAGCGGUGACUUUUGACGGCGGGUCCUCGUCGGACGGUCCGGUGUCAUUGCUCUACAAGGACCUAGCGGAGCUUUCCAGCGAACUCUGCCGCCUUCUGCAACAACACUGUGGGCAUAACAACGGCGUAAUUGGACUCUACUGUAGCGAUGAUCUCUUUAUACCGGUGUGGAUCAUUGGGAUCCUGCAGACACCCGCUGCCUAUGUGCCGCUUGAUCCAGGAGCUCCAGGACUUGUCUCCUCUCGGGUCAUGAGCAAGUGUCACCUCAGAUUCUGUGCUGUGAAGAGCGACCUCCUGAAGAGAUUCCAGGCAGCCUUCACCCAGCACAUGAGCGUAGAAAUACACGCGGUGUGGCCGAAGUUCAAACUCACUGUGGUUCGGGUGCAGCCACCAAUGGACGCCGUGCAAGAAACAACUGAACCGCCGUCAUCCCUCCCCGAAGCAGUUGGAGGUGGUUUGGCGUACGUGUUGCACACAUCUGGAACGACGGGCUUGCCCAAGAUUGUGCGGGUGCCACACAACUGCAUAAUUCCCAACAUUUUACACCUGAGACGUUUGUUUUCGGUGAGCUGUGUCGACGUGGUCUUCCUGGCGUCGCCGCUGACCUUUGACCCGUCAGUGGUCGACAUUUUCCUGGCCUUGUCAUCCGGGGCUCGGCUCCUCGUCGUUCCGGCCGUGCUCAAGAAAAUUCCCAAGCGGCUUUGCCGGCUUCUCUUCCGCCGUCACGAGACGACGCUCAUGCAGGUCACACCCACCCUGCUGUGUCGUUUCGGUCCGCGACUCCUCCGACAGGAGGCGCUGUCUCGCGGCUCGCCGCUGCGCGUGCUGGCCCUGGGCGGCGAGGCAUGCCCGUCGAUAUCGGCGCUGAACUCCUGGCGUCACAAAGACAAUACCACGGCAGUGUUCAAUGUGUACGGCAUCACCGAGGUGUCUUGCUGGGCCACCUGCUACGAAAUCCCGCUGCUCCGGCGGCCCGAGGACUCGGCUUCCUCCGCCGUGCCUCUUGGGAGCCCUUUGAUGGGCACCAGGGUGGAGGUGAGGGGCCAAGAUGGCGGCGUGGUGACAGAAGGCGAAGGAGAGGUCUUCAUAGGCGGUGACCAGCGGGUCUGCCUCCUGGACCACGAGGACUCGGCAGUGCCCGGGACGAUGAGGGCCACGGGAGACUGGGUGGAUGUGAGAGGGGGACACAUGUACUACCGCGGACGAAAGGACAGAAGCAUCAAGCGCCACGGCAAACGCGUCAACCUGGACCACCUGCAACAACUGCUGUCGAGUCUACCUGAGGUGGAGUCCUGCGCCGCGUGUCUGCACGAAAGCGGCCGACUGCUCGCCUUCGUCGUCAGCACCGCCCUCGAGGGUUCCCAGGAAGACGGGUCCCCGUCCUCCGAGGACCUGAGCAGGGACCUCCUCAAUCAGCUGACCCCGUUGCUCCCCUCCUAUGCUAUUCCUGACACGCUGGUGUGCGUCCAGGCCUUACCUCUGACCCCUCACGGUGAGUAUCGACCAAAAAUUGAUUUAUUAAGCUUGGCUGGAAUGUUCCAUAGCCUCUUGUGUGCAGGAAAAACAGAUAUGCGAGCAUUGGUGAAAAUAUACGAGAGGCAACGCUUGGAUGUCAGUCAGUCCCAUAAAGAUGUCGCCGAACUCAAGAAAACUCUGCAAACCUUAUGGCAGACCGCCCUCGGUCUCGACGGGAACGCCGCUUUGGACGAGGGCUCCCGUUUCCUAUUUGGCGGCGGAGACUCCCUAAAGGCGCUUCGACUCUGCGAGGACGUUCUGGCUUCCACCGGAGUGAGCUCGCCUCAGCUUUUGGAGGCGAUCCUCGACGGGACCUUUGCUGACGUCCUGCGUCUCCUCCUUGCUCCGGGGAAAAGAGAGCGUGUCGAGGCGGAAGCACCUUCUGGGGAUGGUGAAGCGAGGCGGCCUGUAAAGGUCUUGAAACGAGAGGGUGAGGUGACAGAGAGGGAAGACCUCAGCGAGCACUGGUCUUCGGACACGGGAAGAUGCGUGGACGCCUCCCCGGUGCUUCUGGUCCGGGAAGACGGCAACGGAACCAGCGUGUUCAUCGGCUCGCACUCGCACAGGCUGCAGGCUCUGGACCUGGACAGCGGACGCCUGCUGUGGGAGCGAGUCCUCGGGGGACGAAUCGAGGCGUCGGCCGCCGUGUCCCCGUGUGGACGCUACGUGGUCGUAGGUUGCUACGACGCCGGCGUGUACGUGCUGAGCACCGACUCCGGGGAGACGUGUUGGGUCUUUGAGACGGGCGACGCCGUGAAGAGCCGACCUGCCGUGGACACCGUCUCGGGCCGGAUGAUGGUGGGCUCGCACGAUGGCUUUGUGUACGCCUUAGACCUCCAGGCUCAGCGUUGCAUUUGGAGGCAUCACUGCGAGGGCGGGGCCGUCUUCUCCUCGCCGUAUCUGGACGUCACCCGCCGCCAACUGUACGUGGCCACGCUAGGUGGCAAGCUGCUGUGUUUACACCCAGACAACGGCGACGUCCUGUGGUCGCACAACAGGAAGGUCCCCUUCUUCUCGUCGCCAAAGUGUGGCGGCGCCGGCGGCCGUGUGGCGAUCGGCUCAGUGGACGGAAACAUCCUCUGCUUCAGCUACAAUGGCACAUUGAUUUGGCAGUUCCGGACAGACGCCGCCGUCUUCUCGUCACCGUGCGUCACCUCCGACCUCAAGAGGCUCCUUUGCGGCUCACACGACAGCUGCCUCUACUGCUUGAACACCGCCGACGGCUCCUUGCUUUGGACUUUCCGGACGGAGAGUAAAGUUUUCGCCAGCCCCUGCGUCUUUGACGGUGGGAAGCGAGGGGAGCUGGUGGGCGUGGCCUCCACCGACGGUACCGUCUACAUCCUGGACGCUCGGGACGGACGCGCGCUGUGCUCGCGGACGCUUCCCGGGGAACUUUUCUCCUCCCCGGUGGUGCGCGGACGUUCCCUGGUGGUCGGGUGUCGAAAUGAUUACGUGUAUUGUUUACAAAUAAACAUUUAGCCACAACUCAUGUGCUAUGUUUUGAAAUAAAUGGGGGAUU